AGAAAAGAAGAGCUAAUCUCUACUCAACGAAAAAUGAACAGGUUUUUGGUUAAGCUUGGUUGUUUUGUUGUCCUCCUCUUGGUUUUUGCUUCAGGUCUAAAAGCUGAAUCAGAACAUCCAAACGCAGAAACAAAGUUGAUUCAACCAUUAUGCACAUCUAAUAAGCAGUGUGGUGACUGUUUAUGUGUUAACGGUUUCUGUGAUUGUAAAUCUGACUUCAAAAGAAAAGGGAUGAAGUUUGAAGAUUUCAGGGAUGAAUUACAGCUGAAUAUGCAUUGUAAGCAUGAUUCCGAUUGCCAUGGCGGCCCCGGCUGCUGGCCCCGUUGCAUAAACUUAAGAUGUCGAUGUGGAGAAUUCCAUUGACCAUGUUGUUCUAUUUGCUGGCAUUGCUCUUUGUUAUUAAGGGAGAAAAAA
This is a messenger RNA of Arachis ipaensis, 414 nucleotides long. The record is from RefSeq and is a predicted model, not a curated record. Lineage: Eukaryota; Viridiplantae; Streptophyta; Magnoliopsida; Fabales; Fabaceae.